AUGCAGGCUCAGUCAGGCCAGAGACAUCUCCCUCUCACACACCAUUAACCAUGAAACUGAAUUAAUUUUUCUCUCACAAUGGCCACACACUGAUGGUACUCACUGUUAUUAUCUAUGCAUAGUCACUUUACCCCUACCUACAUGUACAAAUUACUUCAACUAACCUGUACCCUAGCACAUUGACUCGGUACAAGUACCCCCUGUAUAUAGCCUCAUUAUUGUUAUUUUAUUGUUACUUUUUUAUAUAUACACACACACACCUGCUCAUUCAAGGGUUUUUCUUUAUUUUUUACUAUUUUCUACAUUGUAGAAUAGUAGUGAAGACAUCAAAACUAUGAAAUAACACAUGGAAUCAUGUAGUAACCAAGGAAGUGUUAACCAAAUCAAAAUGUAUUUGAGAUUUUUCAAGGUAGCCACCCUUUGCCUUGAUGACAGCUUUGCACACUCUUGGCAUUCUCUCAACCAGCUUCAUGAGGAAUGCUUUUCCAACAGUCUUGAAGGAGUUUCCAUAUAUGCUGAGCACUUGUUGGCUGCUUUUCCUUCACUCUGCGGUCCAACUCAUCCCAAACCAUCUCAAUUGGGUUGAGGUCGGGUGAUUGUGGAGGCCAGGUCAUCUGAUGCAGCACUCCAUCACUCUCCUUCUUGGUCAAAUAGCCGUUACACAGCCUGGAAGUGUGUUGGGUCAUUGUCCUGUUGAAAAACAAAUGAUAGUCCCACUAAGCACAAACCACAGAUGGGAUGGCGUAUCGCUGUUGAAUGCUGUUGUAGCCAUGCUGGUUAAGUGUGCCUUGAAUUCUAAAUAAAUCACAGACAGUGUCACCAGCAAAGCACCCCCAUACCAUCAUGCCACCACCUCCAUGCUUCACGGUGGGAACCACACAUGCUGAGAUCAUCCGUUCACCUACUCUGCGUCUCAAAAAGACACGGCGAUUAGAACCAGAAAUCUCAAAUUUGGACUCAUCAGACCAAAGGACAGAUUCCCACCGGUCUAAUGUCCAUUGCUCAUGUUUCUUGGCCCAAGCAAGUCUCUUCUUAUUAUUGGUGUACUUUAGUAGUGGUUUCUUUGCAGCAAUUCGACCAUGAAGGCCUGAUUCACACAGUCUCCUCUGAACAGUUUAUGUUGAGACGUGUCUGUUACUUGAACUCUGUGAAGCAUUUAUUUGGGCUGCAAUAUGCAGUGCAGUUAACUCUAAUGAACUUAUCCUCUGCAGCAGAGGUAACUCUGGGUCUUCCUUUCCUGUGGCGGUCCUCAUGAGAAACAGUUUCUUCAUAGAGCUUGAUGGUUUUUGCGACUGCACUUAAAAUAAACUUUCAAAGUUCUUGACAUUUUCCAGAUUGACUGAUGUUCAUGUCUUAAAGUAAUCAUGGACUGUCGUUUCUCUUUGCUUAUUUGAGCUGUUCUUGCUAUAAUAUGGACCUGGUCUUUUACCAAAUAGGGCUAUCUUCUGUAUACCCCCCCUACCUUGUCAUAACACAACUGAUUGGCACAAACACAUUAAGGAAAGAAAUUUCACAAAUUAACUUUUAUAAGGCACACCUGUUAAUUGAAAUGCUGGUUGAGAGAAUGCCAAAAGUGUGCAAACCUUUCAAGGCAGGUUACAUUAAGGUUGGCUACUUUGAAGAAUCUCAAAAUAAAAUAUAUUUUGAUUUGUUUAACACUUUUUGUUGUUACUACGUGAUUCCAUAUGUGUUAUUACAUAGUUUUGAUGUCUUCACUAUUAUUCUACAAUGUAGAAAAUAGUACAAAUAAAGAAAAACCCUGGAAUGAGUAGGUGUGUCCAAACUUUUGACUGGUACUGUAUAUAAAAUCUCACGGAGUGACAACAUUAAGGACACCUGCUCUUUCCAUGACAUAGCUUUUACCUGGUCAGUCUAUGAUCCCUUAUUGAUGUCACUUGUUAAAUCCACUUCAAUCUCCUCCCUCACCCCUGUCCUAUCAAUGGGGUCUUGGCUGGCAUAGGAACAGAGAUGUCACGUGUAUGUGUGAGAUAUAGCUGGCAGGCUGGCACAGUAAGGCUGGCCAUAGUAAGAGAUCAGAUUAUGUGUGUGUCACACUCCUCUGUCCUGUCCCAACACAGUGCCAUGAAGCUGUAUGACACCCAAUGAAGAGCGGUGGGAGAGAUGAGAGUGCAGAGUGGAGGAAACUGCUCUGACAGUGGGGUUACUUGCCUGCCACACUAGACGUGUAACGUUUGCCGAGCAUGAGAUGCUCCUAUCCAUUUCAAGGAAACCUGAGGCUCUCGCUGCUCAGUGUAAAAUUGCGCUUUGGUUUUAUUUCCAAGAUUAGCAUAGCUCACACCCAAGAACAAUAGGAUAAAGUGGCUCGCCCUCUGCUCACACCAGCAAAAAGUGACACUUCUAGUGUAGCAGGUAAAAAACGUACGUAAACAUUGGAUUAAAACUAGAAUGGCACCGACCCUUGAACAUUAUUUUAGGGAACAACAAUACAUUUCAGUCUAGACGAAACAUUCAACACACACACAUCCAGAGAGAGCUGUGGUGUCAAGUAAUCCACUAGAUCCUGAUCAAAGUGGAGUGGGUUUUAAUAUUCUGUGUGUGUGUGGUGUGUAAUCAGAUAAUCAUGGGAUAUCUCAUUGUUGUAGUAAAGUACGUUUAAAGGGCACAGAGACUGUUUCUUCACCCUCAAUAACUUUGAAAGAUAAUCUCUUUCCCCCUCUCUCUCGCUCUCUCCCAGGUACGGUCUGAAGCCUGACGACCAGAUCCUGGCGGAGGACAAGCACAAAGCAUUGUGGGUACUACUCCCAUGUAGACAUUCAAUCCAUCAUUCAACAUCAGAGGUUCAUCUGUAGCCUCACGUUUGCCUUAUCUCUCUGUUGCAUGAAGAGUUAUUUUCCAUUUUAGACUGCUGAUUGUCUGUAGUAGCGUUGUGUAGUCACUGGGCAGGACAGAACAGGCAUGUUCUAGAAUUCACCAGGACGAGUUUAGCCAAUGAUGGGGCAGGAGGUUCAGAACUAGCCAAUAGAAGGGCAAGAAACCUCCACUCCGGGCCAAAGCAGUUUGAGAAAGUCAACAUUUAACCACAGAGCGAUAAGAAGACUGCAGAGUGGAAGGGAGGGAGAGGGGGGCUUUCUCAAGGUUCAGUAGGGUACAACAUUGUAUUCAGAUCAGAUCUGUAUAUCAUUUGGAUGUGGUACCCUAAGACAUUGAACACUUCUCCAGGCGUUGGGAGAUCUGGGCCCGUAUUCACUAAGCGUCUCAGGAGUGCUGAUAUAAGAUCCGUUUUGCCUUUUAGCUCACAAUUAAUAAGAUUACAUGGACAAACGUUGUGUACGCACAAAGUAUGCCCCAAAACAAGCGUGCGCCAGUUUUCACUCAAAGGUUGGCAUUUAUCAAACUAAACUUGACGUGAGAAUGUGCUUACCUUCCCGCACACUUUAGACCAUGCGUACACACAGUUUCUAGUGGUUGAAGUAUUGCAUUGCAAAAAGGCAAAACUAGCUUAGUAGUAGCCUUGUGCAAAUGGGGAAUAUGAUGACACUCUUAUUCAUAACAAAAAAACUGGUAGCUAAUUAAAGCCAAAAAAAUGCAAUCAUUUGCCGUUAGUGAGACAAGCAAAAAUCUUUAUUUUAUCUUUGCAUUCUGAAAUAAUUAGAUAUAGCCAUCUAUUUCCUUUUGUUUAUUUAAUUUCCAUGAUCAUUGCAGAAUAAAUUCCUCACCUUUUCUGACUGAUGGUUUCAUACUUCCGAAAUAUCCUAUAGGCCUACAAGUUAGGAUAUGCUACCAUUCGUCCCACUUCACAGUUAUAAAUAGAUGAGCUAUUUCAAGUAUUUGCUCUAUGCGAGCGCAGUUUAACGGUAGAACAAACUGUUUAGGGUUUAUUGACAUUGAAUAAUGUAAUAUCAAAUUUCUUGAGUAGACAAUAUUUCAUUUAAACAUUAUGGCAUAUGUAUAUACAGUGCCUUCAGAAAGUAUUCACACCCCUUGACGUUUUCCACAUUUUGUUGUUAGUCUGAAUUUAAAAUGGAUUAAAUUGAGAUUUAGGCAAAGUGGAAUUGCGUUAAGAUUUUUUAAACAUAAUUAAAAAUGAAAAGCUGAAAUGUCUUAAGUCAAUAAUUAACCCCUUUGUUAUGGCAAGCCUAAAUAAGUACAGGAGUAAACAUUUGCUUAAGUAACAUAAUAAGUUGGGAUGGACUCACUCUGUGUGCAAUAAUAGUGGUUAAAAAAGCUGAAGAACAUACGCACAUCCAGGUACUUUCCGUAGGUGCUGGAGUUUUAAGCAAACUCAUGGAAAACAGAAAGGAAAAUGCCGCACACUGCUGCUCAUGCUCCCAGGUGAUUUUAUUUAUAACAAUGUUUCGACCCUUAGGUCUUCAUCAGGCAUCCAUAUCCCAGUUGGGGGUGGAAGGUCAUAUAUACAGUGCAUUCGGAAAGUAUUCAGACCCCUUGACUUCUUUCAUAUUUUGUUACAUUGCAGCCUUGUUCUAAAAUGGAUUAAAAAAAAAAAUUAUCCCAUCAAUCUACACACAAUACCCCAUAGUGACAAAGCAAAAACAGGUUUUUAUAAAUGUUAUAAAAAGGAAAUAUCACAUUUACAUAAGUAUUCAGACCCUUUACUCAGUACUUUGUUGAAGCACCUUUGGAAGCGAUUACAGCCUUGAGUCUCCCUGGGUAUGACGCUACAAGCUUGGCACACCUGUAUUUGGGGAGUUUCUCCCAUUCUUCUCUGCAGAUCCUCUCACGCUCUGUCUGGUUGGAUGGGGAGCAUCGCUGCACAGCUAUUUCCAGGUCUCUCCAGAGAAGUUUGAUUGGGUUCAAGUCCGGGCUCUGGCUGGCCACUGUGUUCUUGGGGAUCUUCAAUGCUGCAGAAAUGUUUUGGUACCCUUCCCCACAUCUGUGCCUCGACACAAUCCUGUCUCGGAGCUCUACGGACAACCUUAUGGCUUGGUUUUUGGUCUGACAUGCACUGUCAACUGUGGUACCUUAUAUAGACAGGUGUGUACCUUUCCAAAUCAUGUCCAAUCAAUUGAAUUUACCACAGGUGGACUCCAAUCAAGUUGUAGAAACAUCUCAAGGAUAAUCAAUGGAAACAGGAUGCACCUGAGCUCAAUUGAGUCUCGUAGCAUAGGGUCUGAAUACUUAUGUAAAUAAGGUAUUUCUGUUCAAAAUAAUAAUUACAAUUGGGAAGAAAAUUGAAAAACCUGUUUUUGCUUUGUCAAUAUGGGGUAUUGUGUGUAAAUUGAUGAGGAAUAUUUUGAAUUUGAUCAAUUUUAGAAUAAGGCUGUAACGUAACAAUGUGGAAAAAGUCAAGGGGUCUGAAUGCACUGUAUGUCUCAAGUUUUGAGGGAGUGUGAAAUUGGCAUGCUGACUGCAGGAAUGUCCACCAGAGCUGUUGCCAGAAUUUAAUGUUCAUGUCUCUACCAUAAGCUGCCUCCAACGUCGUUUUAGAGAAUUUGGCAGUACGUACAACCGGCCUCACAACCGCAGACCACGUGUAACCACGCCAGCCCAGGACCUCCACAUCAGGCUUCUUCACCUGCGGGAUCGUCUGAGACCAGCCAGCCGGACAGCUGAUACAACUGUGGGUUUGCACAACCCCAGAAUUUCUGCACAAACUGUCAGAAACAGUCUCAGGGAAGCUCAUCUGCGUGCUCGGUGCCUCACCAGGGUCUUGACCUGACUGCAGUUUGGUGUCGCAACCAAAUUCAGUGGGCAAAUGCUCACCUUUGAUGGCCACUGGCAUGCUGGAUAAGUGUGCUCUUCACAGAUGAAUCCCGGUUUCAACUGUACCGGGCAGAUGGCAGACAGCGUGUAUGGCGGCGUGUGGGUGAGCGGUUUGCUGAUUUCAACGUUGUGAACAGAGUGCCCCAUGGUGGCGGUGGGGUUAUGGUAUGGACAGCCAUAAGCUACGGACAUUGUCGUGCCAUUCAUCUGCCUCCAUCACCUCAUGUUUCAGCAUGUUAAUGCACGGCCCCAUGUUGCAAGCAUCUGUAAACAAUUCCUGGAAGCUGAAAAUAUCACAGUUCCUCCAUGGCCUGCAUACUCACCAGACAUGUCACCCAUUGAGCAUGUCUGGGAUGCUCUGGAUCAACGUGUACGACAGCGUGUUCAAGUUCCUGCCAAUAUCCAGCAACUUCGCACAGCCUAUGAUGAGGAGUGGGACAACAUUCCACAGGCCACAAUCAACAGCCUGAUCAACUCUAUGCGAAGGAGAUGUGUCGCGCUGCAUGAGGCAAAUCGUGGUCACACCAGAUACUGACUGGUUUUCUGAUCCACGCCCCUACCUUUUUCUUAAGGUAUCGGUGACCAACAGAUGCAUAUCUGUAUUCCCAGUCAUGUGAAAUCCAUAGAUUAGGGCCUAAUGAAUUUAUUUCAAUUGACUGAUUUCCUUAUAUGAAAUUGUUGCAUGUUGUUUAUAUUUUUGUUCAUUGAGGCAAAGAUUACAGACUGUUUAGUCUACAAAUAAAACUCAAUUUACUGGACAUUUUACAUUUAAAUAUGAUUUAAAUAUAUAGGCCUAUGUAGGCAAUAGGCCUACUGUAUUAAUUUUUUCAUGCAGUCAUCUCUGUUUUCAUUUUAAGCAUUUUUAUCCUUCGCUUGUUCAAUUGCAAAGACAUCAGCAACUUCAUUCCCAAGUUAUUGGCGGUCACAGAGCGACAGAUACAGUAAACGGCUUGAAUAUAUGUUUAGUGGAGAUCUUCUGUGUAUAAAGUGACUAGGAAGGGCAAAAAAGCAUCUAACGAUGCACUUAGCUGUUCUACGAGUGGUCUGAGGCAGUCGGUAAAUAGCCAGGGUUUUUAAGUGUAACUUUACUAAUGAUAGUUUUGGGAAAAUGCUCAGAGAUUGAACGAUUCUCCUACGACUGUUCUAACGAUUAACUUAGCCUUAAGAUGCUUUUGGGAAACCGGGCCCAGGUCAGUAAACAAACCACUGAGGUUUGGAAAUAGCCUAGGUGCUGGAGGGCGGAGGCCUCUGAUAAUGUCCUGUGCAGAGUGUAUUUCACUCAGCCAAUGAUGCUAAAAGUCUCUCAAUCUCAGCCUCACCUCCUUGGCUCUGUAUUCUGCGGGCCCGGUCCUGUUGUAGUCCAUUUCCCUUUCUUCCUAUUGGUUCAGCUGAUGUUAUGUUAAUUAUACCAUGCUGUCCCCUAUUGGGUAGAAUAUCGUGACCUCGGGACUAUAAGAUUCUAACUGCGCAAAGCAUAGUUCUGAGAUAUGGAGCAUCAAACUUUUCACAUCUCAGAACUGUUUUGUAGUAAAUUCUUCUUUCAUAACUGUAGUGACGUGACCUAAUUUAAUGUCUGACUGUUAUUAAUCGAAUCACCUAACUAUGUUUAAUUGUCACUCGAUUAAAUUAAUCAUGAAACAAUUAAUUCAUUAGGAAUUUGGGGCACCACAGAAUAAAUUGUUUAACGAGUUACCAUCUCCCAAAAUAAACUCUUAGAAUAUAUAUAACAUAUCAAUAAGUCACUUAUCAAAUAAUUACCUCUUAUCAGUCUGUCACGAGAAUUUAUAUCUCUAAUUAAUCAAACUUAAUGCUUUGAAUAAUUCCCAGAGGGUGUAAGGCUCUGGUUUAAUCAUGAAUGAAAUGAAGGUCCGCAACCAACGAGUUAUCUGUAUGUUUUAAUCAUGGAGAGCUCUGGCGCCAAAAAACAUACAUACAGCUUUUAUAUCCCUUGACACACAAAGGCACUUUGCUCCGCCUACCUAUAAACAGUUUCUUAGUCCCCUUCACCCUGGAAUGCUUUCUCAACAGUUUCUAACUUCCCCCCUCUGUUAGUGGGUUGACACUACAUUAUAACUCUAACACCGUUCACACACUUAUACUGUAUUUGGGGUGAAAUUAUUCUUAAAAUACAAAUUAAUCUAUCACAGUCUCAUUCUGAGUGUCGCAUAAUCCUUGAACCUGCAAUAACCCUAACCUUAUUGAUGAAUCAGCAAUACACAAAUUGGCUUAAUUAUUUAUUUACUAACUAACUAAAUAAUAACACUACAAACAUACACAGGUUAUUGAUUACUAACGUAAUACAAUGAAAACAGGUCCUUAGUGUACUGGACUAACAUUAGCAUGAAUGCUUGGGUAGUGGAGGGGUCAGAAUGGAAGGGAGAGACAGAUUCAAACUAUCGUAGUUACUUUGGAAACUACGUUCACAGUAAUCAUAAUACUUAUGCACCCUAAUAAUCGCUCUUUCGGAUUAGAAAUGCAACAUGUUGCUGUCGUCGAUAAUUGAGUUGAUUAUGUAGGACUCUGGUUUGCCCACCAGAGAUCUCAAUAUCCUUGGUAGAGUUUCUGGUCGUAGUGGUGGUUAGAAUGGAUACUUCAGAUUUACAAGGGAUUGUCCUCUCCUCUCUCGUCUUUAGUUAAAGUUCUCUAGACGACUAUACAUGCCAGCUGUAGACUGAAAUGGUCUAGUGCAUUGUCUUCUUCUUCACCUCGUGUAGAGGUUGAGAGUUUGAGUUUCUCCAUUUCAAACGUGUGGAGUAACGUCUCACGUUUCCUUGGCUUCCUGGUCUGGUAGAAAUUCAACCAUUUGCAACGUUUAGCUCACGCUUCACGUCUGCUGGUCUAAAGGUUGAUUUUGUUUUUCCAAGGCUUUUUAUGCCCUCUGGAUAAAAGGGGCAUUCCAUCGUGAUGACACGAUCUCUGAUGUCACUCGGGGCGUGGCUAGUCACUGUGCAUAGUUUAUAUGAAAAACUUAUCUCAUUAGAAGACUAAAAUCACAUUCCUAUCUUCACCAAAAUACUCUCAUACUUAAUCAUAUAUUUUAUACAACAUUUAGAUGUAAACUUGAUAGAUAGAAUGUCUACACUUUCCGAGUUAGUUAUUACUUGAUACCAUCCUUAAUGACAUCACAAAAUAAUAAACAAUAUGACAUGAUUAUUCUUUAGAUCCCCACUGACCAUUCCAAACACUUGGAGGUCAGGAAUAAUGUCCCAAUGUCCAAUCUUUUGAUUUUGGAGUCUUGGCGGGAAGACUUCCUUUGUUAACAAAGGGGUCCUUUCUCCCAAUACUUUAUGGCAAGGAAGAGAAAGUCUGCACGGUAUUUACGACCGGUCAUAAAACUGGCCCCCAGGAAAGGGGGUGUUCAAACCUUUGCCUAGCCGGCAUGUUUGAUCCUCAACCCAUGAGGGCAAGUCAUGACAUAACCUAUUAAGGUCCUCACCUGAAAGGUACCUAAAGUGCAGAGUAUCAAACUCGAGACAUUUGUAAAAAAUAUAUAUACAGUCAGGGGAAAAAAGUAUUUGAUCCCCUGCUGAUUUUGUACGUUUGCCCACUGACAAAGACAUGAUCAGUCUAUAAUUUUAAUGGUAGGUUUAUUUGAACAGUGAGAGACAGAAUAACAACAAAAAAAUCCAGAAAAACGCAUGUCAAAAAUGUUAUGAAUUGAUUUGCUUUUUAAUGAGGGAAAUAAGUAUUUGACCCCCUCUCAAUCAGAAAGAUUUCUGGCUCCCAGGUGUCUUUUUAUACAGGUAACGAGCUGAGAUUAGGAGCACACUCUUAAAGGGAGUGCUCCUAAUCUCAGUUUGUUACCUGUAUAAAAGACACUUGUCCACAGAAGCAAUCAAUCAGAUUCCAAACUCUCCACCAUGGCCAAGACCAAAGAGCUCUCCAAGGAUGUCAGGGACAAGAUUGUAGACCUACACAAGGCUGGAAUGGGCUACAAGACCAUCGCCAAGCAGCUUGGUGAGAAUGUGACAACAGUUGGUGCGGUUAUUCGCAAAUGGAAGAAACACAAAAGAACUGUCAAUCUCCCUCGGCCUGGGGCUCCAUGCAAGAUCUCACCUCGUGGAGUUGCAAUGAUCAUGAGAACGGUGAGGAAUCAGCCCAGAACUACACGGGAGGAUCUUGUCAAUGAUCUCAAGGCAGCUGGGACCAUAGUCACCAAGAAAACUGAAAUCCUGCAGCGCCUGCAAGGUCCCCCUGCUCAAGAAAGCACAUAUACAUGCCCGUCUGAAGUUUGCCAAUGAACAUCUGAAUGAUUCAGAGGAGAACUGGGUGAAAGUGUUGUGGUCAGAUGAGACCAAAAUGGAGCUCUUUGGCAUCAACUCAACUCGCCGUGUUUGGAGGAGGAGGAAUGCUGCCUAUGACCCCAAGCACACCAUCCCCACCGUUAAACAUGGAGGUGGAAACAUUGUGCUAAGGGGGUGUUUUUCUGCUAAGGGGACAGGACAACUUCACCGCAUCAAAGGGAUGAUGGACGUCAAAUCUUGGAUGAGAAACUCCUUCAGCCAGGGCAUUGAAAAUGGGUAGUGGAUUGGUAUUCCAGCAUGACAAUGACCCAAAACACACGGCCAAGGCAACAAAGGAGUGUCUCAAGAAGAAGCGCAUUAAGGUCUUGGAGUGGCCUAGCCAGUCUCCAGACGUUAAUCCCAUAGAAAAUCUGUGGAGGGAGCUGAAGGUUCGAGUUGCCAAACGUCAGCCUCGAAACCUUAAUGACUUGGAGAAGAUCUGCAAAGAGGAGUGGGACAAAAUCCCUCCUGAGAUGUGUGCAAACCUGGUGGCCAACUACAAGAAGCGUCUGACCUCUGUGAUUGCCAAUAAGGGUUUUGCCACCAAGUACUAAGUCAUGUUUUGCAGAGGGGUCAAAUACUUAUUUCCCUCAUUAAAAUGCAAAUCAAUUCAUAACAUUUUUGACAUGCGUUUUUCUGGAUUUUUUUGUUGUUAUUCUGUCUCUCACUGUUCAAAUAAACCUACCAUUAAAAUUAUAGACUGAUCAUUUCUUUGUCAGUGGGCAAACGUACAAAAUCAGCAGGGGAUCAAAUACUUUUUCCCCUCACUGUGUGUGUGUGUGUGUAUAUAUAUAUAUAUAUAUACAUAUACACAAAUUUACAAAAAUGACAUUUUGGGGGGUACAUUCGCAGAUAGAACCUGAUGGCUCUGAAAUGUCAAUCUGGAUUUAGCCAUAAGGUUCUGUCUGACACUUCUGAAUUAGACAUGGCCAGUUAAGAAAAGUGUAGCUAUUUGAAUACCUAAAUGAUAAUGACAGAAUAACACUAUUUUACCAAGAUAGUCAGAACACAUCAAAUACAUUAAGAAAUGUAUUAUCAUCAGACGAAUUACUGUCAUCACUGAACAACGAUGUGACAACCUGUACUUUCUGACUGUUGUUUUUUGCUUGCCUGCCAUUUAUUGCUGUCUAGACUAGCUUAGACGUUUGCAAAGACGUGUUCUGAUUGGUCGGUCUGUAAUUGUUCAAGCUUGUGAAUGGAUUGCAGAUCGAACCUUAGCGCCAAGUUCAACUGGGUUUAUGCAAAUGGAACUUUCCGUUUAUUUAUUUUUUCACUUCAUGUACUUUCUCACAAAUCUAUUAACUUCACAGACAUAUGAACAACCAUCCUAAAGAUCAAUUAUAUGUGACGAACUCAUUUUUGGCAAAAAUGUCAGAACCUUAUAGCCCAAGGUCUCUAUUUUAUUGCACUAUACUUUUGCUGGUCAGCCGUCCUCAUUGGGAGCUAUUGGAUGAAUGUGCAGGCUUUCGAUCCUUGCUCUUAACACACCUUAUUCAGCUAAUCAAUGUCAAUGUCAAUGAUUUAGUGAAUUAUUUGGUAUUUUCUCUAAACAAUGUGUUGCAGGUUUGAGGAGAUUGUCAAAAAAUUUAAAGUAGAGUACCAUGCCGGAGGAUCGACGCAGAAUUCUAUAAAGGUCGCCCAGGUAUGACACACACACUUAGUCAUUACACUCUAUCCCACUGUGCCCUCUCCGAAAUGUAUAAAGGUCACCCAGGUAUGUCUCAUUCACACACACACCACACACUCUAACCUACUCUAACACACACACACACACACACACUCCUCUCCAGUGGAUGAUCCAGGAGCCCCACAAUGUGUGUACGUUCUUCGGCUGUAUUGGGGAGGAUACGUUUGGAGAGAUUCUGAAGCAGAAGGCCAAGGAGGCCCACGUGGACGCCCACUACUAUGAGCAGACAGAGGAACCUACUGGGACCUGCGCUGCAGCCAUCACCGGCAACAACAGGUACACACCGACACACACACUAUAACUCUCCUAAUACACACGCACACUGUCAUACACACGCACACACACUCAUAAUACACACACUCACACUGUCAUACACACACUGUCAUACACACAUACUCUCACUCUCAUAACACAUACAUACAGUCUCACAUACACACACCAAGGACAACAGGUCAAAACUACUCCAUCUAACUCUCAUCAACUCCACUCUUUCUCUCUUCCCUCCCCCCUCCCUCUCUCAGGUCUCUGGUAGCUAACCUAGCAGCAGCUAACUGUUAUAAGAAGGACAAACAUCUGGACUUGGAGGAGAACUGGAAACUGGUGGAGAAAGCCAAAGUCUACUAUAUCGCUGUAAGACCACACACACUGAGUAGCAUUGAUAAUAACAGGCUGUGUAGCAUUGAUUUAUAACCGGCUCUGUAGCAUUGAUUAUAACUGGCUCUGUAGCAUUAUUACAGGCUGUGUAGCGUUACUACAGGCUGUAUAGCAUUGAUGAUAACAGGCUGUGUAGCAGUAUUACAUGCUGUGUAGCAUUGAUAAUAACCGGCUCUGUAGCAGUAUUACAUGCUGUGUAGCAUUGAUAAUAACCGGCUCUGUAGCGUUAUUACAGGCUGUGUAGCAUUGUAACAGGCUGUGUUGUAGGAUUGGGCGAUAUUACGAUGGCAUUGUCUAUCGACGACAUCGUGAUGUGACAGAUAAUAGUUUAGCCUAUCUGAACUUGACUGGCGCCGUGCAGUAAAAAACAGAGUCUCACAGCGCAGGGCAGCUCAGAAGUGGCAUUCCGAGUAAUUUGCCUAUUCCUAUUUGCUAUAGCCUAUUUCAAUAAAUCUGUUAUAUAGCCUACAGAAUGCAAGAGAGGAAUGUAGGCCGGACAUAGCGGAGAAUUCCACCAAAAUGUCCAGUCAUAUAAUAUUGUUUCUCUCUCGAAGGCAUGGGCAUAAGCCUAAACCUUUUUAUUUUAUAAUGGACACUCCUUAACUAUCUUGUCUAGCUGUUUUAUUCCCUUCUCUCUUCAUUCGAUAGGCUAUGAAUAUGACGGAAGGCUACGCUUCAUCGUUUUAUGCAUUGCUUUCUCCCGUUGUAAUGAAGUUAUUUGAAUAGCCAGAGGACUAAUACUGAGAGAACAAACUAUCAUUAUCAUCAGCCUUUAGAAAAAUCGAAUGACAAGCUUAUUAAGAAAUAAAUGAUCUAUGCGGGCCGGGAAAAUCCCUCCACGAGGUUGAAAACCAAAUGCCCAAUAACCUAUCCUCCUACUAGGCCUAUCAUAAAAGCUUUAAGACAAGUUAAAGUUAUGAACAGUAGCUUAUUUCUCAGAUAUUCUAGCCUAUGUAGGUGUUGUCCUAAAGUUGUUGUGGCUUUCAAAAAUAACAAGAAUGAAAGUCUAUAGACUAGGCAUAGGCUAUUCUCAAAUCACAGCUUUAUGAGAGAUGGAACAAACAAUUAGUAUUUUUUUCUCUAUUAUUGUAUGAGGUAAAUAAAGCAAUUAUUAUCCAGUUCUGAAGACUGUAGACUGCUUCUAUCCAGCCCAUUAUGUAGGCCUACAACGUAGCUCACAGCCCGUUCCUCAUCAGUCACUGCUCCAUCAUCAGUGCGCCACACAGAUCGACACACAAACCUGUUCUGCUCCUCCAACAGAAAGGAAUAUAUUUUUUUUAAUUGCCGUUGCCUGCGCUAGGCUUUCAACAACAUCAUCUUUCGUCAUGUUUCAUCCAGUUGCAUUCGAUUUCACGCUAUAGGCCAACUGUAGUUUUAGCUGAGAUUUCUUUAUUAAUUUUUUCAACAACAACAAAUGUAUCAUUUGGGUGGUGGCCAAUAGGGGCUAUUAGCAUCGUGCACUGCUCAAAAAAAUUAAGGGAACACUUAAACAACACAAUGUAACUCCAAGUCAAUCACACUUCUGUGAAAUCAAACUGUCCACUUAGGAAGCAACACUGAUUGACAAUAAAUUUCACAUGCUGUUGUGCAAAUGGAAUAGACAACAGGUGGAAAUUAUAGGCAAUUAGCAAGACACCCCCAAUAAAGGACUGGUUUUGCAGGUGGUGACCACAGACCACUUCUCAGUUUCUAUGCUUCCUGGCUGAUGUUUUGGUCACUUUUGAAUGCUGGCGGUGCUUUCACUCUAGUGGUAGCAUGAGACGGAGUCUACAACCCACACAAGUGGCUCAGGUAGUGCAGCUCAUCCAGGAUGGCACAUCAAUGCGAGCUGUGGCAAGAAGGUUUGCUGUGUCUGUCAGCGUAGUGUCCAGAGCAUGGAGGUGCUACCAGGAGACAGGCCAGUACAUCAGGAGACGUGGAGGAGGCCGUAGGAGGGCAACAACCCAGCAGCAGGACUGCUACCUCCACCUUUGUGCAAGGAUGAGCAGGAGGAGCACUGCCAGAGUCCUGCAAAAUGACCUCCAGCAGGCCACAAAUGUGCAUGUGUCUGCUCAAACGGUCAGAAACAGACUCCAUGUGGGUGGUAUGAGGGCCCGACGUCCACAGGUGGGGGUUGUGCUUACAGCCCAACACCGUGCAGGACGUUUGGCAUUUGCCAGAGAACACCAAGAUUGGCGAAUUCGCCACUGGCGCCCUGUGCUCAUCACAGAUGAAAGCAGGUUCACACUGAGCACGUGACAGACGUGACAGAGUCUGCAGACGCCGUGGAGAACGUUCUGCUGCCUGCAACAUCCUCCAGCAUGACCGGUUUGGCGGUGGGUCAGUCAUGGUGUGGGGUGGCAUUUCUUUGGGGGGCCGCACAGCCCUCCAUGUGCUCGCCAGAGGUAGCCUGACUGCCAUUAGGUACCGAGAUGAGAUCCUCAGACCCCUUGUGAGACCAUAUGCUGGUGCGGUUGUCCCUGGGUUCCUCCUAAUGCAAGACAAUGCUAGACCUCAUGUGGCUGGAGUGUGUCAGCAGUUCCUGCAAGAGGAAGGCAUUGAUGCUAUGGACUGGCCCGCCUGUUCCCCAGACCUGAAUCCAAUUGAGCACAUCUGGGACAUCAUGUCUCGCUCCAUCCACCAACGCCACGUUGCACCACAGACUGUCCAGGAGUUGGCGGAUGCUUUAGUCCAGGUCUGGGAGGAGAUCCCUCAGGAGACCAUCCGCCACCUCAUCAGGAGCAUGCCCAGGCAUUGUAGGGAGGUCAUACAGGCACGUGGAGGCCACACACACUACUGAGCCUCAUUUUGACUUUUAAGGACAUUACAUCAAAGUUGGAUCAGCCUGUAGUGUGGUUUUCCACUUUAAUUUUGAGGGUGACUCCAAAUCCAGACCUCCAUGGGUUGAUACAUUUGAUUUCCAUUGAUAAUUUUUGUGUGAUUUUGUUGUCAGCACAUUCAACUAUGUAAAGAAAAAAGUAUUUAAUAAGAUUAUUUCAUUCGUUCAGAUCUAGGAUGUGUUAUUUUAGUGUUCCCUUUAUUUUUUUGAGCAGUGUAUAUCACUGUGUUUUAUGAGUACAUAAUCACGAUAGGACAAAGGUUGACAUCGCCCAACCCUACUGUGUGGCAUUGAUUAUAACUGGCUCUGAAGCAUUAUUACAGGCUGUGUAGCAUUAUAACAGGUUGUGUUUAUUUAACAGGCUUUAUUAUCUACAAUGUAGGGUUUCUUCCUGACAGUGUCUCUGGAGUCCAUACAGAAGGUGGCCAAACACGCGUCUGAGAACAACAAGCUCUUCACUCUGAACCUCUCCGCUCCCUUCAUCUCCCAGUUCUUCAAAGACGCCCUCAUGAAGGUCAUGCCCUAUGUGGACGUGCUGUUCGGAAAUGAGACGGUACACAUACAAAACACCCUCAUUCGAUCAUUCAUCCUGUACCUAUGUCUUUCUAGAGAGAGAGACCAAUAGAAAGGCAUACAGAUGGGUAGAGAGCUUGUGAGAGAGAGAGUGACAAUGGGAUCCUACGGGCAGAUGGGUAGAGAGAGAGCAACAGACAGAUGGGGAGCGAGAGGACGAUGGAGAGAGAGAGACAGGUAGAGGAGGCACAUGGAUAAAGAUAUGGAGAGUAAUGGGACAUUUUCUGUUUUUCAGGAGGCGGCCAUGUUUUCCAAAGAGCAAGGCUUUGAGGUGAGUGGACUGCGAUUUCAAGCGCAAACACACACACUUGUAUUUUAGUAUAGCUUGUUUGUGACAACAGUGCGUGUUUGUAGACGGAGGACAUCAAGGAGAUUGCUAAGAAAGCCCAGGCUCUUCCCAAAGUCAACAAGAAGAGAGCGAGAAUCGUUGUCUUUACUCAGGGGAAGGACGCAACCAUCAUGACCAAAGGUAACUACACACAUACUCGCUCACUGAUAUGAGUGUGGAAACUAGCCUGCCUUCAGCAGCUCUCUUUCACGUUUAAUGUGUGUCUAUGUCUGUGUGUUUGUGGAGGAGGUGACAAGAUAGAGAUGUUCCCAGUGCUGAAGAUUGACCAGAAGGACAUUGUAGACACAAAUGGAGCCGGAGAUGCCUUUGUAGGAGGUACGUGUCCUUGAGUGUGUCUUUGUUUGUGUGUAUGAAAGUUUUGGGUGGCUUUCUGUAGGGAUAUCUGUCUGGUCCUUGAGAAACAAAGAAUCGGUGUGUCUUAUUGUCUGUGUGUGUAUUUUAAUGGCGUGUGUGUCAUACAGGAUUCCUGUCAGAGUUGGUCCAGGAGAAGGGGUUUGAACAGUGUGUGAAAGCAGGACACUACGCCGCCAACGUCGUCAUCAGACAAGCAGGAUGCACCUUCCCUGACAAACCAGACUUCAACUGAUGACCUGUAACCUUAAAGGGAAGUUUGCAGAAUUAGGUUGCUGUUAGACAUUCUGAUUUGUAAGACAUCUCACUUUACAUUUAUAUUUUUAUAUUUUUAUCCGAAUUUGACCGAAGUCAUGUCGGAAAAGCGGUAGGAAAGUGACGUCAAGAGAUAAACACACAAGUGAAUACACAGCAGGCGAGAAGCCACUGUCCACAUAAGACGGUAAAGACCCACAUCAUACCUAGUCCUCCUAUUGUUUUUGAUAAAUAUUUUGGCACUCUGAAUAAAGCCAACUUAUCAUCUGACCAUA
This is a messenger RNA of Coregonus sp. 'balchen', 16927 nucleotides long. The record is from the annotation of a GenBank genome assembly. Lineage: Eukaryota; Metazoa; Chordata; Actinopteri; Salmoniformes; Salmonidae.